GAACAGCCUCGGACUUUGUGCUGAGCAGCCCUCUCCGGCCUCUCCUGGCUCGUCUGGCACAGGGAGCCUUGCUAGAGGAGGUAGCACAGCGGAAGGGCAGAAGAGUGGACACCAGCAAGAGGAGGGCAACCUUUUUCCUGGCCUUCUGACACCAUGGACAGCUCCCGUUAACGAAGGCACCUCUCCACCCUUGGGGCCUGGGACUCCUAUGCCCCCUUCCUGUCGAAUUGGGAUUUCAUUCACCAUUCUCCAAGGGACGUUGAAGUCACACCCUAGUUCCAGUGUUGGCACCAGAAGCCCCUCUGGACAUGACUCUUCUGGAAGGCUCUGUGGGGGUGGAGGACCUUGUGCUCCUGGAACCCCUGGAGCAGGGGCCUCUGCUCAAGAACCUCCAGCUGCGCUAUGAACACAAGGAGAUUUACACCUACAUCGGGAAUGUGCUGAUCUCAGUGAAUCCCUACCAACAGCUGCCCAUCUACGGCCCGGAGUUCAUUGCCAAAUACCAGGACUAUACCUUCUAUGAGCUGGAGCCCCACAUCUAUGCUUUGGCAAACGUGGCAUACCAGUCACUGAGGGACCGGGACCGAGACCAGUGCAUCCUCAUCACGGGCGAGAGUGGAGCUGGCAAGACCGAGGCUAGCAAGCUGGUGAUGUCUUAUGUGGCAGCUGUCUGUGGGAAAGGGGAGCAGGUGAACUCUGUGAAGGAGCAGCUGCUUCAGUCAAACCCGGUGCUGGAGGCUUUUGGCAAUGCCAAGACCAUUCGCAACAACAACUCCUCUCGAUUUGGAAAAUACAUGGAUAUUGAGUUUGACUUCAAGGGAUUCCCACUCGGUGGCGUCAUCACAAACUAUCUGCUGGAGAAAUCCCGAGUGGUGAAGCAGCUCGAAGGAGAAAGGAACUUCCACAUCUUCUAUCAGCUACUGGCUGGAGCAGAGGCUGACCUGCUGAAGGCCCUGAAGCUCGAGCGGGAGACAAGAUGCUAUGUCUACCUAAACCGGAAAGUGUCCACAGUUGACGGCAUGGACGAUGCCUCCAACUUCAAGGCUGUACAGAGUGCAAUGGCUGUGAUUGGGUUCUCGGAGGAGGAGAUCCAGCAGGUGCUGGAGGUGACGGCCCUGGUGCUGAAGUUGGGGAACGUGGAGCUGGCAGGCGAGUUCCAGGCCAAUGGAAUAUCAGCAAGUGGCAUCUGUGAUGGGAGAGGUAUUCAGGAGAUUGAGGAAAUGAUGGGUUUGAAUUCAGAGGAACUAGAGAAAGCUUUGUGCUCAAGGACCAUGAAAACAGCCAAAGAAAAUGUGGUUACUGCACUGAAUGUCAUUCAGGCCCAGUACGCUCGUGAUGCUCUGGCCAAGAACAUCUACAGCCGCCUUUUCAACUGGAUUGUGAAUCGAAUCAAUGAGAGUAUCAAGGUGGGCACUGGGGAGAAGAAGAAGGUGAUGGGGGUCCUGGAUAUCUACGGCUUUGAAAUUUUAGAGGAUAAUAGCUUUGAGCAGUUUGUGAUCAACUAUUGCAACGAGAAGCUGCAGCAGGUGUUCAUCCAGAUGACGCUGAAAGAGGAGCAAGAGGAAUACGAGAGAGAGGGUAUACCGUGGACAAAGGUGGACUACUUUGAUAAUGGCGUUAUCUGCAACCUCAUUGAGCAUAAUCAGCGAGGCAUCCUGGCCAUGCUGGAUGAGGAGUGCCUACGGCCUGGGGUGGUCAAUGACACCACCUUCCUAGCGAAGCUGAAUCAUCUCUUCUCCAAGCACACUCACUAUGAGAGCAAAGUCACCCAGAAUGCCCAGCGCCAGUAUGACCGCACCAUGGGCCUCAGCAGCUUCCGUAUCUGCCACUAUGCGGGCAAGGUGACUUACAACGUGAACGGCUUCAUUGAUAAGAACAAUGACCUACUCUUCCGGGACUUGUCCCAGGUCAUGUGGAAGGCCCGGCACCCUCUCCUUCAGUCCUUGUUCCCUGAGGGAGAUCCCAAGCAGGCAUCUCUCAAACGCCCCCCGACUGCUGGGGCCCAGUUCAAGAGUUCCGUGGCCAUACUCAUGAAGAACCUGUAUUCCAAAAACCCCAACUAUAUCAGGUGUAUAAAGCCUAAUGAGUAUCAGCAGCGAGGUCAGUUCUCGUCGGAGCUGGUGGCCGUCCAGACUCGGUACCUAGGGCUGCUGGAGAAUGUGCGAGUGCGACGGGCGGGCUACGCCUACCGCCAGGGGUACAGGCCCUUCCUGGAAAGGUACCGAUUGCUGAGCCGGAGCACAUGGCCUUGCUGGAAUGGCGGAGACCGGGAGGGGGUUGAGAAGGUCGUGGGGGAGCUGAGCUUGUCCUCAGAGGAGCUGGCCUUCGGGAAGACGAAGGUCUUCAUCAGAAGCCCCAAGGCUCCCAUGACAGAGUUGGAGUUCAGUAGGUGCCCGUGGAGUGAGCGAACGCGCCAAGGAGACAAAGGAGUGUGUACCACACUGGCUGGGGAGGCCAGGCUCCUGGGUCCCCCAGGCCCGCCUUUCCACCCAGCCGCGCUCUCUGCAGCUGUUCCACCUGGAGGAGCGGCGGCGCCUGAGACUGCAGCAGCUGGCCACGCUCAUACAGAAGACCUACCGGGGCUGGCGCUGCCGCUCCCACUACCGGCUGAUGCGGAAGAGCCAGAUCGUCAUCUCCACCUGGUUUCGGGGCAACACGCAAAAGAAACGUUAUGGGAAGAUAAAGGCAUCGGCUUUGCUGAUCCAGGCUUUCGUCAGAGGGUGGAAGGUAAUGGGGAAGGGCGGAGGGGCUUCCUCCCCACCCACGGGUCCUUCCCCCACGUGGUUUCUCCCGGACUGUGCCAGUUGCUGGGAAGAAAGAGCAGCAGAGAGCGAAUCCUGCCCACACCCGGGACCUCCCGGGAUGCGAGGGCACGUGCACGUCUGCAUGUGUUUCUGGGUCUGCAGGUGUGUGUCUGGGAGUGUGGACGCACGCCGGGGGGAUGUGUGUCUGUGCCCGGGUGUGUCUCUGACUUGGCAACAGAGUUCUGCUUGCUGCUUGGAGGGCCCUGCUAUUUGCCGACUCGUCUGCCUUUACUCUCACCCUCUAGCACGGUCUCAACUCUUUAUCUUACUGUGUUCUCGGUGUGGGUGAGGAAUAGUAGAACCCCUUCUAGAUCUGGCUCCUGUCUUCUAUGUCUAACUAUCUAUCUUUACGUUGGCUCCUUUCUCAUAUGCCCCUGCCAGGCCCGCAAGAAUUAUCGAAAGUACUUCCGAUCAGGGGCUGCCCUCACCUUGGCAAAUUUCAUCUACAAGAGCAUCACACGGAAGUUCCUGCUGGGGCUGAAGGACAAUUUGCCAUCUACCAACAUCCUGGACAAAACGUGGCCAGCAGCGCCUUACAAGUGCUUCCACACAGCCAACCAGGAGCUCCGGCAGCUCUUCUAUCGCUGGAAGUGCAAGAAAUUCCGGGAUCGGCUGUCCCUGAAGCAGGUAGAGAACCUGAGGGAGAAGCUCUCUGCCAGCGAAUUGUUCAAGGACAAGAAGGCUUCCUACCCCCAGAGUGUCCCCAUCCCGUUCCGUGGUGACUACAUUGGGCUGCAAGGGAACCCCAAGCUGCAGAAGCUGAAGGGCGGGGCGGAAGGGCCCGUUCUGGUGGCAGACACUGUGAAGAAGGUCAAUCGUGGCAAUGGCAAGACUUCUUCUCGAAUUCUUCUCUUGACCAAGAGGCAUGUGAUUCUCACAGACACCAAGAAGUCCCAGGCCAAAACUGUCAUUGGGCUGGACAGUGUGGCCGGGGUGUCAGUCACCAGCUUCAAGGAUGGGCUUUUCAGCUUACAUCUGAAUGAGAUAUCAUCAGUGGGCUCCAAGGGGGACUUCCUGCUGGUCAGCGAACAUGUGAUUGAACUGCUGACCAAAAUGUACAGGGCUGUGUUGGAUGCCACACAGAAGCAGCUUCCAGUCACCGUGACUGAGGAUUUCUCAUUGAGGUUCAAGGAGAGCAGUGUGGCUGUCAAGGUCAUCCAGGGCCCUGAGGGUGGUAGAAAUGGCAAGCUAAGCUGCAAGAAGAAAGGGAGCCGUUGCCUGGAAGUGACUGUAUAGUGAGGAGGAGGGCCGAACGCAGAGACAGCAGCUUCUUCUCUUGGACCAGUGCCAAUCCCACCCACCCAUGUUUAUGGGAGGAUCUCCUCCUGUCCAACCCCCCUGAUCCCGGUAUGGGGCUCAGAGACUGAAGAACCCUUGAAGAGGACCUUUCUUCUCCCAAACUCUUCCAGUCCCUUCUCCCUUACAACUUAGGUUCCUCCCACCCUCAGCCUCUUUGCCCACCAAUAAAACAAGUGACUUCCCAAAUGUUUGCUUAGUGUGGGUGAGUCCCUGUUCCCCCACCUUCACAGGACUGUAC
Messenger RNA from Ailuropoda melanoleuca (giant panda), 4341 nucleotides. It is a transcript of the gene MYO1A, whose product is annotated as myosin IA. Bases 309 to 4040 code for a protein of 1243 amino acids. Gene Ontology annotation, cellular component: brush border; actin cytoskeleton; myosin complex. Lineage: Eukaryota; Metazoa; Chordata; Mammalia; Carnivora; Ursidae. Gene Ontology annotation, biological process: sensory perception of sound; endocytosis; actin filament-based movement. The record is from RefSeq and is a predicted model, not a curated record. Gene Ontology annotation, molecular function: ATP binding; microfilament motor activity; actin filament binding. The transcript is spliced from 27 exons.